Messenger RNA from Rhipicephalus microplus (southern cattle tick), 4864 nucleotides. Its product is annotated as LisH and WD40 domain-containing Lis-1. The record is from RefSeq and is a predicted model, not a curated record. Gene Ontology annotation, molecular function: protein binding. Lineage: Eukaryota; Metazoa; Arthropoda; Arachnida; Ixodida; Ixodidae.
GCGGAGCGCGGAAUUGUGGGAAGUGUGGUGGUGACAAACGAGUGUGUUCGUCUUUGAAACUCGCUGUUUUUGGGAAUGAAUGAAUUACUAAGCACAGCCAGGUGGAGGCAACAAGAGCCUUGAGCCGGACCGUCCUCCCGACUCGUCGAGGCCGCUCGUCAGGUUGACAGGAAGAAGCGAAACAAACCGCCGGAUUACGUGCAGCACCAAUUACCUUCCCGGACUAUGAAAAUGGUGUUGUCCCAAAGGCAGAGGGAAGAGCUCAACAAGGCGAUUGCCGAUUAUAUGGCAUCCAAUGGGUUCAUGGAAGCCCUUGAAGCCUUCAAGAAGGAGACAGACAUGCCUGGCGACAUAGACAAGAAGUACGCCGGCCUUCUCGAAAAGAAAUGGACGUCUGUAAUCAGGUUGCAGAAGAAGGUGAUGGAACUGGAGAGUAGACUGGCAGAGGCCGAGAAAGAGUACAUUUCGGGCGCACCCACACGGGAAAAGCGGUCCCCUACAGAAUGGAUUCCCAGGCCUCCCGAGCGGCAUGCCCUCACGGGCCACCGGUCACCAGUCACUCGGGUGGCCUUCCACCCUGUCUACAGUGUGGUUGUCUCCGCCUCAGAAGACGCCUCUAUCAAGGUCUGGGAUUACGAGACUGGAGACUUCGAACGAACGCUGAAGGGCCACACGGACUCCGUGCAAGACUUGGGGUUUGACCACACUGGGAAGUUUCUAGUGUCCUGUUCAGCAGACAUGACCAUCAAAUUGUGGGAUUUCCAGACAUACGAGUGUAUUCGUACAAUGCACGGACACGACCACAACGUGUCGUCAGUGUCCUUCCUGCCGAGCGGGGACCACGUGGUGUCCUGCUCGAGAGACAAGACCAUCAAGAUGUGGGAGGUAUCCACGGGGUACUGUGUCAAGACGUUCACAGGCCAUCGGGAGUGGGUGCGCAUGGUCAGAGUCAACUCCGAUGGCUCCCUCUUGGCCAGUUGUUCUAAUGACCAGACGGUUCGUGUGUGGGUGGUAGGCACCAAGGAGUGCAAGCUGGAGCUUCGGGAGCACGACCACGUGGUGGAGUGCAUCGCGUGGGCACCCGAGAGUGCCCAUCCGCACCUGGGGGGCAACGGCAGCGGAGACAGCAACCGGCGGCCAGCUGGCAGUGGCGCAGGCCGGGCCCAGGGCACUGGACCCUUCCUGGCCUCGGGCUCGCGGGACAAAACCAUCAAGCUGUGGGACGUCAGCACGGGCCUGGCCGUCUUCACCCUGGUGGGCCACGACAACUGGGUGCGUGGUGUCAAGUUCCACCCCGGUGGCAAAUACCUGCUGAGCUGCUCAGACGACAAGACGUUGCGUGUCUGGGAGCUGGCACACCAGCGAUGCUGCAAGACCCUGGAGGCCCACUCGCACUUCUGCACAUCGCUGGAUUUCCACCGCACAGCGCCGUACGUAGUGACGGGCAGCGUCGACCAGUCAGUCAAGGUGUGGGAGUGCCGCUAGACGCCACUGACCGCUGCGAGCAUUCACGGUGGCGCCCUGCUGGCCGAGGACCGACGACCGCAGCAGCAGCAGUCCCUCCUGCAGACAAAGCCUUGGCAGUGACUCAGCUCAUGCUUCCAGAGUCUCUCCAACUGCUGCACUGCAUCCAGGCAAAUUUUUUUUUUUGUUGCCCCGACGUUGACUUCAACAGUCCUGCUGCCAUCGCUGCCGCUGCUACCAACACAACCCCACUCCUUGACAGUUCUUGCUGCGGAUCGUUGUGCACCGGCUGCACUGUUGCUGCUCCCGCUACCGCUGCCGCAACGCUGCAUUGUUUACAUACGAGCCACUGCCCGAUGCACCACCAAGUGGCUCAGGAAUGCAGGAUUCUUGCCUACGUUUCAAGUGGACGCCAUGUUUGGUGCAGAGGGUGGUGCCUGUCUGGAACUUUUUUUUUUUUUUUUUACCAAUUUUGCCAACCCGAGAGCACAUGUGCCUAUGUAUGUUAAUUUCCUAAGUUGUAGGCAUCCUGGGAACUUUUUGUGGGAAGGGUGACCCAGACUGUUUGGUGUUGUGAUGUCUUUGGUGACCGAAAGGGUGGAUAGCGGCAAAAAGGGUUAGACAUCACCACCUCGGUGAAACUUCAGUGCACAGUUUGGAGGAUUUCCAAAACAUUGCUGUACUCUUUCGGGGUAACAUGGAAAGAGACCACAUGUUUCUGGUGGAAAGAGACCACAUGUUUGUUUUGUUUGGUUGUGCGAUUGUCACUGGCUGCUCGUAGUGCGGCUGACUGAGCAGUGAGAUAAAGCUUGUGGCUAUUGAUUCAGCCCGUGGCACGUGCCAGCCAUGCGAAAAACUUCCAGGGUGCUGGAUGAAGCGAUGUUUGUGCUACAAAAAAAUCUCUCAAUGCGGAGGAGUUCGUAUCAUUGCCAAUGCGACAGGCUGGUUUGAAAAAGAUGUGGUGCUUCUGGCUGUUAAGGUUUAUAGAGCUUGAUUGAAAAAAUCAGUACCAAACUGCGAAGAAAACCCAGUGAAUUAGGCUGUGGACACUUCUCACAAAUUGGAAAGGGAAGUUUAAAAAAAGAAAUUGAUGGACACUAUUUAGUGAAAUGCUAAGUGUCUGAUUCAGUCCUCUUUUUAUGAAUAUGCGCAGAAUGAGGGGGUAUGGAUGUAUUGCUACACAUUAUUAGUGACAACCAAUAUAGAUUUUUUCGCUAGGUGACCUUCUUGCAGAACAGGUUUUCUUGUGUGGUGUGCAGAGGAUAGGCAUUGUUUUUGGCUGUUUUUUUUUUUUUCAGUACUGUUUCUAUUUAAUUGCCUCAAGUGACCCCAAUUGAAUCCACAUUUCAGUACACUCUAUUCCGAUUUUUUUUUUUUUCAGCUCUGCUAUAAAAAAAUGCAUCCGUUGUUCUCUCCACUGAACUGAUUGGGGCUAGGUGGGCGCGUCUUGUUUUUAAUCCAUAGCUUUUGAAGAAUUGUAAAUACAUGUUUCUUUUGUUUUCUUUGAGCCCCAGCAGAAAGGGAAUGUAAUAAACGAUGUGGUCCGCUAUUUGUGUGCAUGCUCCUUGCGUCCUGCAUUAUUCCUCCCUGUGAAUGUUCUCAAAGAAAACUGCGUUUAUGCGAGCACUUAAACUAAUGCGCGUUUUAUUCUCUUUUUUUUUUCAAUUGUUCAACUGCAAAGACUUUUGCAAAAGGUAACAGGUCUAGCCAGUUACUGCUGCGAUACAAGGUUGAAGUAAAGUCAGCCUGUGGUUUCUAUUGCAUCUUAUAUAUUUUAGUGGUGCCAUCGUAAUGAGAGUGUGAGGAAUGUUCAUCGGGUUUUCUGAAGCUGUAUUGUAGUGCCGUGAAUUGACGAUUGAGCACCAUUGAUUUACUUCAUGGGCUGUUUUUUAUUUCAUCAGAUGUGCUUGCCGCUGUUCUAAUGCAUGCAAUGAUUGAAAAGAAAGGUGUUUUUAAUCUAAUGUUUGCAGCCACUGGUGGUUUCGUGGGCUUGCUGGGGCAGAAAAGGGGGUUCGUAGCAAACGGUGCAGCGUUAAUGGAGCUUGCUGAUCCUGAUCAGAGGAUGGAAACACAUUCGCGGCUUUUUUCGAGAGGUGCUCCGACAAUUUAAAUGAGCGUACACUGUUAUGCACGGAACUUCAAUGCUCAUUCAGGCGGGCAAAUAUAAUUACGGCGACUUUUCAAAGUUGGCGACAUUGGCUGGAUGUUGCGCUCUCAGCUUUUGUGUGCGGGAACCUCUCACACGAAAUGCUCCUUCGAAUGUUGUGGCAAGCGUGACGAUACAGCUUUUAGUGCAAAGUGGCGCUUUUUGAACCCUGCUGCCAUUAUGUGCGGCACAAAAAAAAAUGGAAACAAAAGUGACACUGUAGGGUGGGCAAGAGUCUGUGCCCUUCGCUUGUUUGACAUUUGCCGCGAGAUGCAUAGUCUUACUGUAAACUCACAUUUGCACUGGGCGCUUCCGUCAAGUGACUUGCAAAGUUUUAACUUUUGACACACCGUAUUUUUUCAUUUCCAUAUUGGCACUGUCUUCUUGGAACCCUCUAUAUACAGAACCAGUCAUCUUGAGACUUGAGGGGUUUCUGAACUGCUUUUAUUGCUUUCAGUCUCUGGUCGUGGCAAACUGGCCAAUACGGCUGCUGCAUGGGCUAGUGUUCAGCCCUUCACUUUAGGACACAGUAGGAGUGUGUGUGCGUGUGUGUGCUGCCGAAUCCUAUGUGUAUACUACAUACGCCUCCAGAUAUAUAUUUAUAGGGAUGCUCGUGAGCGAAGGCAUGCGGGUUAAUUGUAUAACUGUUUGUGAGGCAUUCCAGUUUGUUCAUCUGUGUUUGUGGAACGCUGCUGCCCUCUGAGAUGUGGUCGCGUGAGUUGAGAACAUUGGCUCUCGUCUUUCUUAUCUCAUUAGAACGCAUCUGGCGGCUGCCAGCUAAGCUUUACAUCUGAAAAUCAAAAAAGUCACGGUCACCGUUUGGGCAAUUACAGACAGUUAUACAAUGCCCAGUAUACAUAGAAAGUUCUGCUCUGCUAUUUUGGGAGCCAUUGGACACCUUUGUUAUAUAUUUUAGAAUCCUUUCUCAUGGUGCCUUUGUUUUGCCAUUAAGAGUUUUUUUAUUGUGCCACUCUUUUCUUGUACAGUACUUAUAUAUGUGUACAUGUGGCUAUGUUGACCUAGUGUUCUUUUUCUGGUUUCCUCAUGUCGACACUCUGUUGUGAGGUUUUUUGUGAUGCCCUUCUUCAUAUUAAGUGCAAUUCGCCUCCCUUAUUUUUCUUGGACAAAGCGUGGCGGCGGGUGUCGUUCAUUGGCUUCUCUAUUGCACCGCCUGCCUCGUCUUCGUACCAUUGAAUGUCGCUGCUGUACCGCUGGAUGUAGGAAAGCUGAAUAAACAAAUUAAGAUGCACUGAC